GAUUUAACUGCUUUUCAAAUGCAUCAACAGAGUCCAGGCAGCGAAUGGAAAGAGCCUAGGUGCUACUGCUUCAAAGGAGCGAUCACCUCGCGUCUUGAAAUGGGUUUUUGGGACCACGAGUAAUCCCACCUUCAUUUUGCACCACCCUCACACAUACGUCUCUGCCACUCCCAAGCUCGUCAUACAGUCCCACAGUUCCUCUCUUGGCACCGCAUCAUAAACUUACUCUAGAUCCACAAAGACACAGUGCAGCUCGUUCUUCUCUAUACUUCUCCAGCAGCAAUCUCAAAGCACAAACCACGUCUGUGGUAGCUUCGACAGCGCUUUCCUAUAUCUUAGUGUGGCUGAUCAACCGUUUUACCUCUGUAAUUACUACAGUGCAACACAAAAAUAAUAAUAACUUGUCUUAUUUUGAAAGCAAAUGGUCAUGUAGUCGAUUAAUGUUGACGUAUGGACAAAAACACAAGGUUGCAUAGCUCGCCUUGUUAUAGGACUUCCAUUCAUUGUAUACAGACUAACUGAGACAUAUGUUUUCCAUGUACACACUCACACACAGGUUUGUGCAGUUAUCGUUUUAAGUACAGCCAUACAAAGUGUUAUCCCUAAUCUUUCCCAUAAUCAGUUAAUGUCUAACCCUAACCUUAACCUACCCUAGCAUGAGGAAUCUUAGCUCUAAACCAUAGCAGAUCCUCAGAUCUUGUCUCAUUGGGACCAGGUGUUGGUCACCGUGAGAACUACUGAUCCUGACAAGACUGACCUCAGAUCUGCCUCAGCUGUGACUGUGAGCUUCCUGCCGCUGCUCUGCGUUCAGUCUCUUCAGUCCUGAACAGAGUUGAGGGCCUGCACACUGAUCUGCACACACUGGGAGUGGAAUGGAUUAAAGCCAUGGCAGACUGUAAUCAAAAGAACAUUAUGGCAGAGAGAAAUGUGCUACUGAAAAGUCUGAAACACCCGUUUCUGGUGCGACUUCACUACUCCUUCCAGACCUCAGAGAAACUCUACUUUGUCCUGGACUAUGUCAAUGGGGGAGAGUUGUUCUUCCACCUGCAGAAAGAGAGAUGUUUCUCUGAGCCCAGGGCGAGGUUCUACACCGCAGAGGUGGCGAGCGCUAUCGGCUACCUUCACUCUCUCAACAUUGUUUACAGAGAUCUGAAGCCGGAGAAUAUUCUUCUUGACUCUCAGGGCCAUGUGGUACUAACAGAUUUUGGGCUGUGUAAAGAGGGUGUAGAGCCGGAGGGAACCACCUCGACUUUCUGUGGGACUCCAGAGUACUUGGCUCCAGAGGUUCUUCGUAAGGAGCCAUAUGACAGGACAGUGGACUGGUGGUGUUUGGGAGCAGUGCUAUAUGAGAUGAUCUACAGUCUGCCUCCGUUCUAUAGCCGUGAUGUAGGUGAAAUGUAUGAUGGGAUCCUCCACAAGCCACUGUUGGUGCCUCCAGGAAAGUCUGCUGCCAUCAGCUCUCUGCUGGUGGGGCUUCUGCAGAAGGACCAGCACAGACGCCUCGGGGCCAUCGCUGACUUUUUAGAAAUAAAGAACCACAUCUUCUUCUCUCCAAUCAACUGGGACGACCUUUACCAUAAGAGAAUCACUCCUCCCUACAACCCUAAUGUGCAAGGCCCAGCUGACAUUCAGCAUAUUGAUCCAGAAUUCACCACAGAAAUGGUUCCUAACUCAGUGAGUCAGACCCCGGAGCUCAGCGCCAGCACCAGCUGCACCAACGCCUUCAACGGGUUUUCCUACGUCUCCAGCGAUGACAGCUUUCUGUGAGACGCAUUUCUUAUGACUUUUCAUCUCAUGGAAACGGUGGUAAACCAUUGCAGAUGCCAUGUAUCUAUCGCGUUGGACUUCUGCGGAAAUGUUCACACUGUCCCUCUGUGUAGUGUAGCAAAAGAAAGAAAGCUUUUAUUAAACAAAAUCUCUGCAGUUCAAAUACAGACAGAUAAAUAAUUACAGGAAAACAUAAAUGAAUGGUCUUAAUACACUGCCAAAACAAACUUACAGUAUUGGCACAGAUGCAACAAAUCUCUGGACUCCUGGAGAGAUUUAUUUUGGUGACAAUGGUGAAGUUGCUGUCAUAUCUGUUUGAUUGGGUUGAGAUCUAGUGAUUAUUAAAUGAUUCAAAUCUUGUUUAUACUCUUGAGUCCAUUUAGUGGCUUCUUGUACGCUUUGGAUCAGGUCAUUGCUGCUCAUGUUUCCGGUUUUUCCUUUAAUUUAUCACUUUAUCACACGUCUGUUUUUGCCCAGAUGCUUCCCUGCAGAAUUUUGCAAAAUAUGAAACACUCCUGAGCAUCUUUACAGUCACAUGUAAAGGAAUGAAUAAGAUGUAAUGGUGUGGUAUCAAUAGUUUCUAAACUUUCUAAACUCUAACACAACUCUGUCUUUGUGUAUUCAUGUGGACUUGCUGUCAUCUGAUCAGUUCCAAUGUGAACACAAAAUUUGUGACAUCCAGAAAAGCAUUAAAUACCUACUUUGUGUAUAAAUAUGUUUCAUUUCAAUGUUUGUUCAAUAAAUAUUAGAACUAAGAAACAAAGGUGGUGAAAAAAAACACUAAAAUUAUUAAGUCAGAUUUUGAAAGUAAGUCAACUACACUGCAUUGUGCACAUUAUGUGGUUCAUUAUGCAAUUUUAGUUCUGUUUUAAACUGCUUUGAAACUGAGAAAUAUCCUCACAUGAGUUUGUCUGAACAUUAUUAUCAUAGCCUUUAGAUAGCAGACAGUAAUGUUAGUUUUAUUUGUUUAUAUGCAACAGCAUAAAAUGAAAAUACUGUAUUUAACUUCUGUAAAUUUACAGAAGCAGCUUUGCAAUAGGAUUGUUGCUCUGGUGCGCAGACACUUUGUGUGUUUCUUUUUCCUUUUCUUUUUUAAAAAAAAUAAUAAUUUUGUCAAUCCUGCCUAGCACCCAAUGUUUAUUUAAUCUGGAUAUGUGAGCCUGUGCACACGUUCUGUAUCGUUUUUGCUAGUGUAAACCAUUAAGUGCCUUAGAAAUGAAGUUGGUGAUGGAUGGAGUUUGAUGUUGGCAGUGAAAAUGUACAUUUGAUCUUUUGUAGUUUUUAUUACAUCUCACAUAUAAUCUUGUUUUUGCAUCUGAUUUUAAAGAAGCAAUUCCUAUUUCUAUUUGCCAACUUAAAAAAUAUAUCUUAGUUAUGUUCAAAGUUGCAUACGUUCAAAAUGAUGAACAUAAAUGCCAUCGUGAUUUUUGCCUUCAGAAACUGUAAUCAUGUAUUCUAAGUCGUCGUUCCUUGACUGACAAAACAACCUGUAAACAGAAGCUCUGAUGUCAUGCUGCCAGCAAGCAGUAUUGUGUGUGUGUGUGCGUGUGUGUGUGAGUGCGUGUGUGUAUAGAUGGAAAACAUGUUAAUAAAUCAAACAGUUGUCAAAACA
Solea solea (common sole) is the source of this 3379-nucleotide messenger RNA. RefSeq names its product serum/glucocorticoid regulated kinase 2a (gene sgk2a). Gene Ontology annotation, biological process: protein phosphorylation. Gene Ontology annotation, molecular function: protein serine/threonine kinase activity; ATP binding. The record is from RefSeq and is a predicted model, not a curated record. NCBI's taxonomy places the organism in Eukaryota, Metazoa, Chordata, Actinopteri, Pleuronectiformes, Soleidae.